AUAUCGACGCUAUCAGGUUGCGGUUCGCCGGAGCAGCUGGAGCGGCUGCCGGAGCUGCCGGCGGCAGAGGAGCGGAGCUGCGCCGGGCCGCCCAGGUGCUGCAGCAGCGGCUCGUGCUGCGACAGUGGCUCGCCACGCACCGACUGCAGCACGUUUAUACAAAACUCCUGAGCCUGGACGUAUCUUCGCUGGAAGAUGUCUACUGGUUGGAGGACACGACGGCUCGCCAUGUCCUGGAGUCAAAGGAUUUCGGGGCGUGGUCCGCUGCACGGCAGAGCCUUCCGACCGGCAAGGAAGCGCUGCAGACCUUAAAGGCGGACCUGUGGAGUGCUGUUGUGAAGAACAGCAAGCAUCAGGACGCUUGGACAUGGGGUGGUAUGUUGGUGGUCUCGGUGUCGGUGUGCGGGCUGGUGACGCUGGCGGCGAUGACGCAGCCCUCCCUCGCACCCGAGGCUAAGCACUCGCUGCUGCAGUACGUCACCGGGAAGUACCUGCACCCGCCUAGUUGUAAGGUGGAGUGGGGUUGGCAGGAGCCGCAGGCCGUCGGCGAGACGAUGUGCUUCACGGUGUACUGCUAUCAGCGCAACGGGCAGCCGUACCCGAUCUGCGACACCGACGAGCUCACCGUCACCAUCACCAACGGUACCAGAAAGGUAACUGCAGUUAUAGAGCUGGGCUCUGGAGAUCCAGCCCAAGCUCAUACUGCGCGGGUUAAAUUCACUGUCAGGAUGUCGGGAGUGUACCUCAUAUCCAUUUUGAUUGAGGGCGCGGCGGUGGGCGGCAGUCCGUUCCGCAAGUGGUUCGUGGCGGGGCGCGUGGAGGCGCGGCGCUCGCGCGUGGCGCGCGCGCACGCGGCGCUGGUGUGGGCGGCCGGCCACGCGCGCCGCCUGCACGUGCACCCGCGCGACCAGUACGACAACCCCGCGCCGCUGCAGGCGCCGCUGCAGGCGCCGCUGCAGGCGCCGCUGCAGCCCAACUCUGGCGUGCAGGAGUUCUCGAUCCGCAUCAACCCGGCCGGUGGAGAAGUAGACGAGGAGCUCUCCUCAUCAGCUCAGUUCGAGUACGACGCGGUGAACCAGCGGGUCUCCCUCACGCUCUGCUUCCCCAAGCCUGGAAUAUACCAGGCCGCGGUCUACUACGACGGGGUGUUGUUGCACAAUGGACAGUUUGAAUGCAUAGUGCUUACUGCGAGCGACACGGCGACGGUGCAGCGCAACAUAUCGUCGAAGCAGCAUAACAUCUGCUACGAGGCGCGGCUACUGUCGCCGGGCAAGCCGCGGCGCGUGCUCUGCUGCAUCAGCCCCAAGCAGUUCACCAUCAAGGACUACAUCCUUAAGUUCAUACCUAAGAGGAUCACCUCCUUCCGCUUGUGUCCUUCUACUAAGUUAAUAUUGAAGCCGACGCCGCCGGACUCGGGCCCCGGCGGUGAGUUCUCGCUAGAGGACGGAGUGCAGCCCUCGCUGGAAUUAGUGUCAGCUGAGAGGGACCUGAUUGCGGCCACGUUCACGCAAUUGCUCAUCGCCAACUGUGGCGGAGAAGAUUCAUUCAAGAACAAGCAGGAGUUCUUCUACAGCUCGCUGCGCGCGGCGCACGCGCGGGCGCCGCGCGACAAGCUGUGCGUGCGCGUGCGCCGCGACCAGCUCGUGCGCUCGUCGCUGCGCGCCACCAAACACUUCACGCUGGCGCACUGGUGCCGCAACUUCGACGUCUCCUUCCACGGCGAGCAGGGAGUUGACUGGGGUGGUGUGCGACGUGAGUGGUUUUCUUUGUUGUGCGGACAACUAUUUGACGCCAAGUUUGGCUUAUUCGUGCCUUUCCACGACUCACCGACGGGACUUGUGCAUCCUAACCCAGACCGACCCCCACAUCUCAAGUUGAAGCACUUCGAGUUGGCGGGUAAGCUGGUGGGCAAGUGUCUGUACGAGAGCGCGCUGGGCGGCCCGCACCGCCAGCUCGUCCGCGCGCGCCUCACGCGCUCCUUCCGCGCCAUGAUCAUAGGCCUGCGCGUGCAUUAUAAGUACUUCGAGCAAGAUGAUCCGGAGUUGUACCUGUCCAAGAUCAAAUACGUUCUGGAGACGGAUCUGGACGCGAGCGAGACGGAGCUGGAGUUGUACUUCGCUGAGGACGUGUACGACUCUAAUGGGAGGUUGGUGGAGACUCACGAUCUGGUGCCCAACGGAUCCACCAUCAGGGUGCGCAACAGCACGAAGCUGCAGUACCUGGACGCGCUUGCGCAGUGGCGGCUGGCGGCGCGCUGUCGGCGCGAGACCGACGCCUUCCUGCGCGGACUCACGCUGCUCGUGCCCGACAACCUGCUCGCCAUCUUCGACGAGAACGAGCUGGAGCUGCUGGUGUGCGGCAGCGGCGAGGCGCGCGUGUCGGACUGGCGCGCGCACGCGCUGGUGGCGGGCGCGGGGCGCGACUGGGAGCGCGUGACGUCCUGGUUCUGGGCGGCGCUGGCGAGCUUCACCGCCGACGAGCGCGCCCGCCUGCUGCAGUUCACCACCGGCUGCUCACAGCUGCCGCCCGGCGGCUUCCAGGAGUUGAACCCGCGGUUCCAGAUCACGCCGGCGCCGAUGUUCGGCGCGCUGCCCACGGCGCACACGUGCUUCAACCAGCUCUGCCUCCCCGACUACGACUCGUACGAGCAGCUCGUGCACGCGCUGCUGUGGGCCAUCAACGAGGGCGGCGAGGGCUUCGGCAUGAUAUAACCACCACCACGGAACCACUUGUGCACGAGGCACGAGUCGUGAGCGACGAUAGGUCAUUUCAACAUCCGACGCGACGAUCUUUCUCGCGUUUGCUUCCUCAGUCGAAGCUCGUUGUCUAUUGACUUAUAUAUGUAGUAUACCUUCGUUGAAUUUGUUCAUACGCGAGCUUCGACUGUUGUCUAUGUGCUCAUGACUUAUGCCGGCUGUUAUACGUUAAAUAUUUUACAAAGUAAAUAUCCAGUGGUAUAGGAUUCGGCGUAUAACUUGAACGCUGACAAAUAUUGGUAAAGGUUUCCCAAGGCAAGUUGAAUAAAGUACAGAUGGUCACAAUGAUGAUCACAAUUAUUCUAAUACUGUAUUGGGCACUCUUUUUCCUAGUAAGGUGUAUUGAUGUCUCGAGCGAUCAUGUUAUAUGCUGAAGCUUACCUCAGCAUUUGGUUGAUACUGUAGUGGCUGCAUUUAAUAAAAUACACAAUUGUGGUUGCGGCAAAAGUCGAUCAAACAAAUAAAAAUGCUAAAUUCAUCGAAAUAACACUCAAAAUUUAAAAUACUUUGCCGUGUGGCCUGCAGGAUUGAGUAUCAAUUAAAGGUACUCUUUAAUUUUUGUGUUUACAAAUAUUUGCGAGUUAAGGCUCGUAAAGUCUAAUAGUGACCACAACUAAAUGAGUGUCUCCGUGUUCGGUUAUUAUCAGCAGUAACAUACCACUUACUGGACUCCUUAUAUUGUAACUACUUAAUAAAUAAAUUAUACUUUGAAUAUUAAAUAACAAACGGCAAGAUAUUUGCGGUCCAUUACAAUUCAAUAUAAGCUAGUUCACACGUGCUUAUAUUAAGGAACGUUCCAAAUAUCCCUAUAGAUGAUGGACACCUUUACUACACAAAUAAAUUACGGGCGUCAAAUGGUGUUUAAAUAAAUUUUGUGGUCUAAAAUGGCCUCGAUACAAAUCUGGCCAAUACUUCGUCCAAAGAAUAUAAUGUGCAAUAUUAAUAUUAACUUAUUUAUUUGUAAAUAACCAUACCGCGGGUAUGAUAGUCUAUGAAAAGUAUCUUUAUACUGAUCUUCGUAAACGCUCAGCCCCUAAACCCAAAAAGGGUAAGAGGUUGACGGUUAAAGGGGUUGACGUCACAUCCCUUGUAAGUAAGGUGUUAGACGUCAAACUAGGUUAUGCGAAGUUUGGUCAAAAUGAUCAUUAUGCGUGUAUUUAAAAUUGUGACGAGACUUUAAAAUUAAGUCGAAUUUUGUGAGGAAUCUCGCAUGUGGCAUAAUUGUCAUAUUUGUUAAAAAUGUAAUUUAAGUUUAAUAAAGUAUGAAUUCUAAUGAUAUCAAAAUGUCUUAGGGCCGAUUUUACGUCGCCAAUUGUACCUUAUUCCAGCCCCAUAAGAAUGUAUACUUUUACAGAAACAUUAUAACGAUUGAUAAAAGGCUAAUUGACUUCGGCGAUAUUUUGCGACACUGUGUUAUCUUACUUCUUACAAAUAUUAAAAAUGCCAAAGAUUGUGAAAAUGUUUGUAUGUUUGUUAGAAGUAAACGCAGAAACAACUGAACGGUUUAGAUGACAUUUAGCACACGGGUAGACCAUGUUGUAGUUUAAUACAUAAUCUACUUUUUUCAGUAAAUUGAUCCCAUGGAAAAUAUUGGAAUUUUUAUUAUGAUUUUUAACUAGAGGCACUAGCGUCGUUGUGUUUUAGGCAGUUGUGUAACGGGGAAGUAUUUACUCGGGCGCAGCCGCGAGCAACACCUAAUAUAUUAUGUAUUUGGAAUUAGAAAAAUAUACUAAUUCCUACUGAUUAUAAUUUAAUAUCGCAAAAAAGGCGCUUAAGACAAUAAGCCUUUACCUGUCGAAUUAAUUACUUCGUAAUUCAGACAUAUACCCCCUUAUUCAUAAAUGUUAUUUAUCUAAGGACGGAGCAUAGCUGUGAUAACAAGUCUGUUUCUCAGUGCUGACGGCAUGACAGCCUUCGCAGUGCGUAGACAUAGGGUUGCUGUGAUUGGCUAAUAUUGAGAUACAACUUGAAUCUAAUUGGCUGUCAGAUAAACAACGUUGAACAAAAAGCAAGCCAUCAGAUAAACAAAGCUGAGAAACAGACUUGUUAUCACAGCAAUGCUUCGUCCUUAGAUAAAUAACGUUUAUGAAUAAGGGGGUAAGUCUAACCGCAUAUUUUAAGACAUAUACAUUUAUUUGAUGCUGACUGUAUAUAUCUCCAUACACCGCUCACUUUGAGCAAUUAUUUAUGAUUUAAAACAGAUAUAAUGAUAAUCGGCGAUGCGAUUUCUGCAAUAUUGUGGCAAGUAUUUGGGCCUUGUGGACAUUUAAAUAUUUCCGCGUAUUCGAAUGCCGUAGGGUCUUCAGAUAUAAUAUUGAAUCAUUCUGAUCGUUUUAGAUUCAACUAAGUAUAUAUUAGUUUACAUAAAAUCUACAUAAAAAUAAUGUAAUAGACAGAAUUUUAAAUUAAAUGUAUGUAUUUCAAGGUUUGACAUUUCCUCAAUGUAUCAUACUUAGUCAUUGUCAGUCUAUAUUUUACAAAGUCAGGUGCGCGUUCAGAAUUUUAAACGUGAGUCGAGAUGCAUUUAACAUUAUUGCUGUGAAACGCAUUUAAAAAGUUAUACUUAACAAUUAAAUCUUUUAGUACUUAAUGGUAAUAGCUCAAUAUGUAAAAUCAAUUUUAUUAAAUUAUGCUAUUUAUUUUGAAAAUAUUUACUUAAUUUUUUUUGUUCAUAUCUUACUUUAUGGACUUAUUAUUAAGACUGUGCCUUGAUCUCAUUUACUUUGUUUUCUAUAAAAUUAGAAAUGUUGAUUCCUUCUGAAUCCGCGCCUGAUGUAGUCGUCAAGUGUCAGAAGUGUGUAUGAGAUGUGGUAUCCUGCCAAUGUCGUCCAAGGUGUCGGAAUUGUAUAACGCGUGACAAUAAAAACGUUUAAACACUAAACUAAGUGUAACAGGGUCGGGUUUGGGAGUGACGCGACCAAAUUAAAUUUAAAGAGAAAAGGGCGCUGUAAGUAAAUUGUGCAAUAAAGUGGGAUACGUGAAUAAAGAAAUUUUGAAAAUUUUACUUAAACAUCGUGAGUCUCACGCUCGUGUUACGUUUGUUCCAAGCAAAAAAAUAGUGCAAAAUUGUUAAAAAUAUAUUUGCUAUUGAUUCGUGUUUACUCAUUCAUUUUAAUUGUGUUUGCACCCACUACCAACUAGAGUUCGUAUUCCAUAGCAUCCAAAACUAUUCGCCAACACUCUACCCGACCCUACAUUAAGCAGUACUUAACUACGCACGUUGUUACAUUGUGUACUUGCGCAAUGGAUUGUUUUCAUCUAAACUUGUUGUAAAUUUAGUUCUAUUAAGAUUUGUAGGUUAAAAUGAUUAAAAAACUUAAAAUUUAUAAAUUUUCGCACCUCAUUACAUUUGACGCAAAUGUAGAAAUAGUUGUUACCACAAAUUGCAAGAACCAUAAAAGUAAAUACUAAUACGUUGUUCGUUAUUGUCUUUAAUACAAUUUUAUAAUAGUUGAAUAAGAGUAAUUUAUGUAUAUUAUGCUUCUUAAUGUUUAGAUGGACACUGUGAUUAUGUUUUUGCAAGCACUUGAUUUUUUAUUGCUGAUUUCUGAUCAUUGUGUCAAAGGUCAGACGCACGCGUAGUGAAAGCAUCGGCAGUUGAGUGGAUGAAUGAUUUUUAGUAAAAUAUUGACGCAUUACUGUCGCGUACAUCUGAAUAUUGACACGAUGACCGAAAGUCUAUUUUAUGGUAUAAAUAUACUUGCAUUUAGUGACAACUCGGUGGCGUAGUGGAUGAUCCUCCUCUGCCAUGAGAGGUAUUUCAAUCCACACAUACCAAGACAAAUUCCUAUUAGCCACAAAUUCGAGCCUAGGUGCUAGAAUCGAAUGUCUCUUGUAGUUCAUAUCCAAAAAUGAUGUUUAUUGUAGGAUCAGGGCUUUGUGCAUGAUUGAGGAAUUUUCUGCGUUUUCAAAUUUGCUCGCAUCUUAUUACUAAAACUUAGAUUCUCAAUUACCAAAUAUUCGACACUUAAUUUUUAGUUUAAAAAACUCUGUCUGGUGUUUGUCAUGCAAUAAUAUGAGUUUUAUUUACAAUAUGUAUCCUUAUGUCUAUAUUCUACUUAUUUAUAAUCUAGAUGGAUAUAAACACCACAGACCACCAGAGGCUAUUUUGACGUAGGUGUCAAAGGCAUAGUGUUUUUCUAACUACGCCACUGACGUCACAAAAUUAUAUCGUAAGUAAUUUUCCUGUGAUCCCGGUUACCAUUUGUUAUAAUUUAUAAGUCGUACGAUAAGAUCGGUUGUUCACAUUGCAAAUAAUGAUCGUUUAUAUUACUGUAUACUUUCAUAGUUUGAAAGGUAUAAUCAGUUCAGUAGAAUAAAAAAUAAAUAUCACUAAAUGGUUCAGUUUAUGUGAGAUAAUAACUUAUUGCAAUAAACUGACGUUAUAAAUAUAAUAUAGUUAAUAGAUAACAGACUAGAAGACAUUCGAAACGUUUAAAUUAAUAUUGACAGUAAAAGCAGCGAUGACAGGUGCACAUAAUGUAAUGCAAUAGAAUUGAAUUUUGUAAUUUUUUCUGUUAUGACUUAAGAAACAAAUGUCCGCAAACUGAGCAACCGAUUAUGUCCUCUAGCACUUGAUCAAUUAGGAGGCUUUUUGAAUUUAAUUGAUAUUUUGUUGUAACGUGUAGUCUGAAGAUAGUUUAAGAAUCUGUAGCAGGCCUACUUAGUCAAUACUUAAUUUUAUUUAAUCCUAUUUUUAACUGGUGGCCUAACGUGAUCUAUAAUAAUACGUCUACUCUCGAAUCCAAAUACUUUGACAUUGAUGUAUUUACAAUAUUAUAUUUUGACCUGUUGAAUGUAGUUGUUAGGUUGUAGCUAGAGGUCCAAAGUUAGAAAAUAUAUUGAUUGAAUUGGUUGUAAAAAAUAAAUAAAAAGACAUAUGUACGA
This is a messenger RNA of Manduca sexta (tobacco hornworm), 7643 nucleotides long. RefSeq names its product apoptosis-resistant E3 ubiquitin protein ligase 1. Gene Ontology annotation, molecular function: ubiquitin-protein transferase activity; protein binding. Gene Ontology annotation, biological process: protein polyubiquitination; positive regulation of protein catabolic process; proteasome-mediated ubiquitin-dependent protein catabolic process. The record is from RefSeq and is a predicted model, not a curated record. NCBI's taxonomy places the organism in Eukaryota, Metazoa, Arthropoda, Insecta, Lepidoptera, Sphingidae.